AUGAUCUGGUCUGUUGACUUCGACGACGAGUCUGGAGGGGGCAUUGGAUUGGAAGAGCCCAAUCAUUACAAGUCACCAGAGUCGGCAACCAUCAUACCCAUGUUGCAUACCACGAUCAGUCGUGGCCAAACAUUUACCGUCAAUCCUGUUGCGUCAACAGAUGUCGUAAAGCUGCCCAACAAAAGAAACCAGAACACACCGCAGGGACCUGGUGCAACGUCCUGUCAGCAGUGUAGCUUUUUCCGACUGCUUACCUCUACAUGCUGCGGAAGUGACGGUUCAGUUGGUUGCCACGAUUCAGCUAAAAGUUCCUACGCCAAUAGAUAUGCACCACUUCCAGCAGGAUAUACUCCGAAUCAAUCGUUCAGAGACUCCAAUAGCAACACGAUUCCAGCGUGUCAGCCUCUUCUAAGAGGAACUAUCGUCCCUAGAGGCAUAACCUUUACGCAGCCCUUCACGAUCCCUGCUGGCAUGCCGCUCCGCGAAGGAAAAGGUCAGGAACCAUCAGCACGAUUCUUCCCCCAGCUCCAACAGGACUUGGAGGAGGCGGCGGCGGCGGUAGAUGCCCAUGGCCGUUGUGCCCACCAGGUCCUCCUCCCAUAUUCCUUCCCAGUCUCAGCAUCAGCUUCAGGCUGCCCAAACCCACUACCAUGCCAUGCGCUUAUCCCGCCGCCCCAUGCCCACCCGGCACCGGGCAUGGUCGAAUUGUGGUCUUCUUCCUGUUGAGUUCAAUGGCACGAUUUCACACAAUUGGCAUUUGAGUCUUCUGUUCAUGUUGUACAGAUCAGCUUGAAACAAACAAGACAUUAUCUGUCGCGGUGGAUCGUGAGUGAUUAGUGCGCAUGUGCGGAAAU
Macroventuria anomochaeta is the source of this 854-nucleotide messenger RNA. RefSeq lists its product as uncharacterized. The transcript has 2 exons. The coding region runs from base 1 to 726 and encodes 241 amino acids. The record is from RefSeq and is a predicted model, not a curated record. Lineage: Eukaryota; Fungi; Ascomycota; Dothideomycetes; Pleosporales; Didymellaceae.